Sorex fumeus (smoky shrew) is the source of this 6314-nucleotide messenger RNA. It is a transcript of the gene DSCAML1, whose product is annotated as DS cell adhesion molecule like 1. Gene Ontology annotation, molecular function: cell-cell adhesion mediator activity. Gene Ontology annotation, biological process: homophilic cell-cell adhesion; axon guidance; dendrite self-avoidance. Lineage: Eukaryota; Metazoa; Chordata; Mammalia; Eulipotyphla; Soricidae. The record is from RefSeq and is a predicted model, not a curated record. Gene Ontology annotation, cellular component: axon; plasma membrane.
GGAGCGCGGGGCUGGAGCAGAGAGCGCGGGGCGCCGAGUGCGGGCGGCGGGCGGUGCGGAGCGGAGCGGGGCGAGGCGGCGGCCACAGCACCACCUCCCCGGAGAAAGGGCCGCUUAUGGCAUGUGGCUGGUAACUUUCCUCCUGCUCCUGGACUCUUUCCGCAAAGCCCGCCCCGAGGAUGUCGGCAGCAGCCUCUACUUUGUGAAUGCCUCGGUGCAGCACGUGACCUUCUCCAGCUCCGUGGGCGUGGUGGUGCCCUGCCCGGCCGCCGGCUCCCCCAGCGCGGCCCUUCGAUGGUACCUGGCCACGGGGGACGACAUCUACGACGUGCCGCACAUCCGGCACGUGCACGCCAACGGCACGCUGCAGCUCUACCCCUUCUCGCCCUCCGCCUUCAACAGCUUCAUUCACGACAAUGACUACUUCUGCACCGCGGAGAAUGCGGCCGGCAAGAUCCGCAGCCCGGACAUCCGCGUCAAAGCAGUUUUCAGGGAACCCUACACGGUCCGGGUGGAGGAUCAAAGGUCAAUGCGUGGCAACGUGGCCGUCUUCAAGUGCCUCAUCCCCUCCUCCGUGCAGGAAUACGUGAGCGUGGUGUCCUGGGAGAAGGACACGGUCCCCAUCGCCCCAGAAAACAGGUUUUUUAUCACUGCCCACGGCGGGCUGUACAUCUCCGACGUCCAGAAGGAGGACGCCCUGUCCACCUACCGCUGCAUCACCAAGCACAAGUACAGCGGGGAGACGCGGCAGAGCAACGGUGCCCGCCUCUCCGUGACAGAUCCUGCCGAGUCCGUCCCCACCAUCCUGGACGGCUUCCACUCCCAGGAGGUGAGGGCCGGCCUCACAGUGGAGCUGCCCUGCACGGCCUCCGGCUACCCGCUCCCGGCCAUCCGCUGGCUGAAGGACGGCCGGCCCCUCCCGGCCGACAGCCGCUGGACCAAGCGCAUCACAGGGCUGAGCAUCAGUGCCCUGCGGGCUGAGGACAGCGGCGCCUACAUCUGCGAGGUCACCAACACCUUCGGCUCUGCCGAGGUCACCGGCACCCUCACGGUGGUCGACCCGCUUCACGUGACCCUGACCCCAAAGAAGCUGAAGACGGGCAUCGGCAGCACUGUCAUCCUCUCGUGCGCGCUCAUGGGCUCCCCAGAAUUCUCCAUCCGCUGGUACCGCAACACAGAGCUGCUGAGGCCUGACGAGGCCGUGUCCAUCCGCGGGCUCAGCAACGAGACUCUGCUCAUCGCAUCUGCCCAGAAGAGCCACUCCGGGGCCUACCAGUGCUUUGCUACCCGCAAGGCCCAGACGGCCCAGGACUUCGCCAUUAUUGUACUGGAGGAUGGCACGCCCCGCAUCGUCUCGUCCUUCAGUGAGAAGGUGGUCAACCCUGGGGAGCAGUUCUCGCUGAUGUGUGCGGCCAAGGGUGCCCCGCCCCCCACCGUCACCUGGGCGCUGGACGAUGAGCCCCUGGAGCGGGACAGCAGCCACCGCACCAGCCAGUUCACCAUGUCGGACGGCACCACCAUCAGCCACAUGAACGUCACAGGCCCCCAGAUCCGUGACGGGGGCGUGUACCGGUGCACGGCGCGGAACUCGGUGGGCAGUGCUGAGUACCAGGCGCGAAUAAACGUAAGAGGACCCCCCAGCAUCCGGGCGAUGAGGAACAUCACCGCGGUGGCCGGGCGGGACACCCUGAUCAACUGCAGAGUCAUCGGCUACCCCUACUACUCCAUCAAGUGGUACAAGGACGCGCUGCUGCUGCCCGACAACCACCGCCAGGUGGUGUUCGAGAACGGCACCCUGAAGCUCAGCGACGUGCAGAAGGGCAUGGACGAAGGCGAGUACCUGUGCAGCGUGCUCAUCCAGCCCCAGCUCUCCAUCAGCCAGAGCGUGCAUGUGGCCGUCAAAGUGCCCCCUCUCAUCCAGCCCUUCGAGUUCCCGCCCGCCUCCAUCGGCCAGCUGCUGUACAUCCCCUGCGUGGUGUCCUCGGGGGACAUGCCCAUUCGCAUCACGUGGAGAAAGGACGGCCAGGUGAUCAUCUCGGGCUCGGGCGUGACCAUCGAGAGCAAAGAGUUCAUGAGCUCCCUGCAGAUCUCCAGCGUCUCCCUCAAGCACAACGGCAACUACACCUGCAUCGCCAGCAACGCGGCUGCCACGGUCAGCAGGGAGCGGCAGCUGAUCGUCCGAGUGCCCCCCCGGUUUGUGGUCCAGCCCAACAACCAGGAUGGCAUCUAUGGCAAGGCUGGGGUGCUCAACUGCUCUGUGGAUGGCUACCCCCCACCCAAGGUCAUGUGGAAGCAUGCCAAGGGGAGCGGGAACCCCCAGCAGUAUCACCCGGUGCCCCUCACCGGCCGCAUCCAGGUGCUGCCCAACAGCUCGCUGCUGAUCCGCCACGUCCUGGAAGAGGACAUCGGCUACUACCUCUGCCAGGCCAGCAACGGCGUGGGCACGGACAUCAGCAAGUCCAUGUUCCUCACGGUCAAGAUCCCGGCCAUGAUCACGUCCCAUCCCAACACCACCAUCGCCAUCAAGGGCCAGGCCAAGGAGCUGAACUGCACGGCGCGCGGUGAGCGGCCCAUCAUCAUCCGCUGGGAGAAGGGGGACACGGUCAUCGACCCCGACCGCGUCAUGCGCUACGCCAUUGCCACCAAGGACAAUGGCGACGAGGUGGUGUCCACGCUGAAGCUCCAGCCGGCGGACCGCGGGGAUUCCGUGUUCUUCAGCUGCCAUGCCAUCAACUCCUACGGGGAGGAUCGGGGCCUGAUCCAGCUCACCGUCCAAGAGCCCCCCGACCCCCCGGAGCUGGAGAUCCGGGAGGUGAAGGCCCGGAGCAUGAACUUGCGCUGGACGCAGCGUUUCGACGGGAACAGCAUCAUCACUGGUUUUGACAUUGAGUACAAGAACAAGUCAGAUUCCUGGGACUUCAAGCAGUCCACGCGCAACAUCUCCCCCACCAUCAACCAGGCCAACAUCGUGGACUUGCACCCGGCGUCCGUGUACAGCAUCCGCAUGUACUCCUUCAACAAGAUCGGCCGCAGCGAGCCGAGCAAGGAGCUCACCGUCAGCACGGAGGAGGCAGCUCCUGAUGGCCCCCCCAUGGAUGUCACCUUGCAGCCAGUGACGUCACAGAGUAUCCAGGUGACCUGGAAGGCCCCCAAGAAGGAGCUGCAGAACGGCGUGAUCCGGGGCUACCAGAUUGGCUACCGGGAGAACAGCCCUGGCAGCAACGGGCAGUACAGCAUCGUGGAGAUGAAGGCCACAGGGGACAGCGAGGUCUACACCCUGGACAACCUCAAGAAGUUCGCCCAGUAUGGGGUGGUGGUCCAGGCCUUCAACCGGGCCGGCACGGGGCCCUCAUCCAGCGAGAUCAAUGCCACCACGCUGGAGGACGUGCCCAGUCAGCCCCCCGAGAACGUGCGAGCCCUGUCCAUCACCUCCGAUGUGGCCGUGAUCUCGUGGUCGGAGCCCCCGCGCAGCACCCUCAAUGGCGUCCUCAAAGGAUACAGGGUCAUCUUCUGGUCCCUCUACGUGGACGGUGAAUGGGGAGAGAUGCAGAACAUCACCACGACGCGGGAGCGGGUGGAGCUGCGGGGCAUGGAGAAGUUCACCAACUACAGCGUCCAGGUGCUGGCCUACACGCAGGCGGGCGAUGGAGUGCGCAGCGGGGUCCUCUACAUCCAGACCAAGGAGGACGUUCCAGGUCCCCCCGCCGGCAUCAAAGCCGUCCCUUCAUCCGCCAGCAGCGUGGUGGUCUCCUGGCUGCCGCCCGCCAAGCCCAACGGGGUCAUCCGCAAGUACACCAUCUUCUGCUCCAGCCCCGGCUCUGGCCAGCCGGCGCCCAGCGAGUACGAGACCAGCCCAGAGCAACUGUUCUAUCGCAUCGCGCACCUGAACCGCGGGCAGCAGUACCUGCUGUGGGUGGCCGCCGUCACCUCGGCCGGCCGGGGCAACAGCAGCGACAAGGUCACCAUCGAGCCCGCUGGCAAGGCCCCUGCCAAGAUCAUCUCGUUCGGGGGCACCGUGACGACGCCGUGGAUGAGAGACGUGCGGCUUCCCUGCAACUCGGUGGGCGACCCGGCGCCUGCUGUGAAGUGGACCAAGGACAGCGAGCACCUGCCCAUCCCCACAUCCAUGGACGGGCACCGGCUCAUCCACACCAACGGCACGUUGCUGCUGCGUGCGGUGAGGGCCGAGGACUCGGGCUACUACACCUGCACCGCCACCAACACCGGCGGCUUCGACACCAUCAUCGUCAACCUCCUGGUGCAGGUGCCCCCCGACCAGCCCCGCCUCACGGUCUCCAAGACCUCCGCCUCGUCCAUCACCCUGACCUGGAUCCCUGGGGACAACGGCGGCAGCUCCAUCCGCGGCUUCGUGCUGCAAUACUCGGUGGACAACAGCGAGGAGUGGAAGGACGUGUUCAUCAGCUCGGGCGAGCGGGCCUUCAAGCUGGACGGCCUGCAGUGUGGCACGUGGUACAAGGUGAAGCUGGCCGCCAAGAACAGCGUGGGCUCGGGCCGGAUCAGCGAGAUCAUCGAGGCCAAGACCCACGGGCGGGAGCCCUCCUUCAGCAAGGACCAGCACCUCUUCACGCACAUCAACUCCACGCACGCCCGCCUCAACCUGCAGGGCUGGAACAACGGCGGCUGCCCCAUCACGGCCAUCACGCUCGAGUUCCGGCCCAAGGGCGCCUGGGCCUGGCAGGGGCUGCGGGCCAACAGCUCGGCCGAGGUCUUCCUCACCGAGCUGCGCGAGGCCACGUGGUACGAGCUGCGCAUGCGGGCCUGCAACAGCGCGGGCUGCGGCAACGAGACGGCCCAGUUCGCCACGCUGGACUACGACGGCAGCACCAUCCCCCCCAUCAAGUCUGCCCAAGGGGAGGGGGACGACGUGAAGAAGCUCUUCACCAUCGGCUGCCCGGUCAUCCUGGCCACGCUGGGGGUGGCCCUGCUCUUCAUCGUCCGCAAGAAGAGGAAGGAGAAGAGGCUCAAGCGGCUCCGAGAUGCCAAGAGUUUGGCAGAAAUGCUGAUCAGCAAGAACAACCGGAGCUUCGACACCCCCGUGAAGGGGCCGCCGCAGGGGCCUCGGCUACACAUCGACAUCCCCCGGGUCCAGCUGCUCAUCGAGGACAAGGAGGGCAUCAAGCAGCUGGGAGACGACAAGGCCACCAUCCCCGUGACCGACGCCGAGUUCAGCCAGGCCGUCAACCCGCAGAGUUUCUGCACAGGGGUGUCGCUGCACCACCCGGCCCUCAUCCAGAGCUCAGGGCCCCUCAUCGACAUGUCGGACAUCCGGCCGGGCACCAACCCGGUGUCCAGGAAGAACGUGAAGUCCACACACAGCACCCGGAACCGCUACUCCAGCCAGUGGACGCUGACCAAGUGCCAGGCGUCCACCCCCGCCCGCACCCUUGCCUCUGACUGGCGCACGGUGGGCUCUCAGCACGGGGUGACCGUCACUGAGAGUGACAGCUACAGCGCCAGCCUCUCGCAGGACACGGACAAGGGACGGAACAGCAUGGUGUCCACCGAGAGCGCGUCCUCCACCUACGAGGAGCUGGCGCGGGCGUACGAGCACGCCAAGCUGGAGGAGCAGCUGCAGCACGCCAAGUUCGAGAUCACCGAGUGCUUCGUCUCCGACAGCUCCUCGGACCAGAUGACCACGGGCACCAACGAGAACGCCGACAGCAUGACGUCUGUCAGCACGCCCUCCGAGCCGGGCAUCUGCCGCUUCACCGCCUCCCCGCCCAAACCGCAGGACGCCGACCGGGGCAAGAACGUGGCUGUGCCCAUCCCUCACCGGGCCAACAAGAGCGAGUACUGCAACCUCCCGCUCUACCCCAAGUCCGAGGCCUUCUUCCGGAAGAGCGAGGCGCGUGAGCCCUGCCCGCUGCUGCCGCCCCGGGAGGCCUCCGUGCGGAACCUGCCUCGCCCCUACCACCCCCCGGCCCGCCACCUCACCCUGGACACUGCCAGCAAGCCCCUGGGCCUCCCGCACGCCGGGGCGCCCGCGGCCGCCUCCACGGCCACCUUACCUCAGAGGACUCUGGCCAUGCCCGCGCCCCCCUCCGGCACGGCCCCCCCAGCCCCCGGCCCCGCCCCCGCCGAGCCCCCUCCAGCCCCCAGCGCUGCCCCUCCGGCCCCCAGCACCGAGCCCCCGCGGCCGGGGGGUCCCCACACCAAAAUGGGGGGUUCCAGGGACUCGCUUCUCGAGAUGAGCACGUCAGGGGUGGGGAGGUCGCAGAAGCAGGGGGCCGGGGCCUACUCGAAAUCCUACACCCUGGUGUAGGGGCGCCUUGAGAGAAGCUGACCCCCACCCC